AUGAUUUCAUUAAAGCUAUUUAGAAGUGCAACGAUACUUCGUCAAUCAACUACCGCGACUGCUACUGCAGGUAGUUUAGGUAGUUAUGUUUCAGGUCGAUCAUUCUUGUCAUCAACUACUAUUACUACUACAACUACUACAAGUCAAUUAAACAAUAAUAAUAAUAACUAUAGAUUAAUAACAUCACCAUCAACUAGUAUACUAUCAUCAUUUACAAUUAAUAAUAAUAAUAGUAAUGGUAUUCAACAAAGAUACAUGUCAACCAAGAAGAAGGAUGAUAAAGGUGAAGAAGUUGUUGUAAAUGAUAAAGAUAAAGAAAAGAAAAAGAAAAAGAAAACAACUGAAACGUCAUCAACUACAACUACUACACCAAAGGUAGCAAAAAAGGUAUCACCAUUAUUGAAACAAUCAAAACUACCACUCAAUGCAGCCAUCCCUAAAAAGAGAGGUAGACCAUCUGCUGCAUCAGUAGCUGCUGCUACAUCAUCUUCAUCAUCAUCAUCAUCAUCAUCAACCACUACUGAAAAGGAAAAAGAAAAGAAAAAGAAGACAGUUAAACCUUAUAUUACAAACCCAAAAGAUAGGAAAUUCCUUGAAUCAAUGGGUCUACCAACAGGUGCCCCAAAACGUAAAAAGAGAAACAGUCUUGGUGAUGUUCAAGUCAAUGUGUUGGCAUACCCAAUCUUUGAAAAGGUUGUGUACCCCGGAUCGUUUGCCUAUUUCCCUAUUAAUGACAAGGACUACAAGGCACUUGGAUCACCAGUACAAUUGGCCUUGUUUAUGGUGACACCAGAGAUUCGUGAACAGUACGGUGGAAAGAAUCGAUCGGAAUUCCAUCUCACCUCAUUGGACCAAAUCAAUCAUACCGGUGUAUUGUGCGAGAUUAAAGGACAGGGCAAAUACAUUGAAGGUAUCCAAAGAGUUGAAAUCGAUGACAAAAUCUCUGAGCGUAGGCUAAGAGAGGACCGUGAAAAGGAGGAAGCAAACCUUAGACAAUUGGCCAAAGAGUUUAAGAUUACCGUCACACAACCACCCACUCAACGACCACUCAGAGUUGUUGCAACCAAAAUACCAGACGAUCCAGUCAAAGAUCGCGAUCAAGUAAAACUUCGUGCACUCUCUCUUCAAUUGGCCAAACGUAUUCAAAUGCUAUCACUCAAGUUCCCAGAAUCAUCGUUUACUCAACAAUUCCAAACACUCUCUGAAAAUUAUAGAAUUAGAAUCUUGGAAGAACCUGGUAAAAUGUCUGAUUUUGUUGCUUCCCUUUGUCGUGAUUCUCCAAUUGAUUAUCAAAAAAUAAUUGAAUGUACAGAUAUAUUAGAAAGAUUAGAAUCUGUAUUACCAUUGGUACAAACACAAUUUCAAUUAAAUGAAUUUAAUUCAAAGAUUGAAAAACAUAUUGAUGAAAAGACUGCAAAACAACAGAAAAAGUUCUUUUUAACCGAGCAGAUGAAGAUGAUUAAACAAGAGUUGGGCAUUGAACAAGAUGAAAAGGUGACAUUGAGCAAAAAGUUUAAUGAACGUUGGGAAAAACUCAAUGUCAAAGAUGAACAAGUCAAACAAGUGUUCAAGGAGGAAAUGGACAGAUUGUCAAGCUUGGAACCAUCAUCGUCUGAAUACAAUGUAACUAGAAACUAUUUGGAAUGGAUUACAUCGUUGCCAUGGAAUGUCACUACCAAUGACAACUUUGAUAUCCCAUCAAUCAAAGCAUCACUAGAUAGAGAUCACUAUGGUUUGGAUGAUAUUAAAGAGAUGAUUAAAACAUUUAUUGCAGUUGGAAAGUUACGUGGAUCAGUUGGUGGAAAGAUCAUUCUAUUGGUGGGGCCACCAGGAACAGGCAAGACUUCAAUUGGAAAGUCUAUUGCUACGGCACUCGAUCGUCAAUUUUAUAGAUUUUCGGUGGGUGGUAUUUCAGACGUUGCAGAGAUUAAAGGACAUCGUAGAACGUUUGUUGGUGCCAUGCCUGGAAAGAUCAUUCAAGCUCUCAAAACUGUAAAGACAUCCAACCCAGUCAUUUUAAUCGAUGAAAUUGACAAGAUCUCAAAGGGUAGUCACAGCGAUCCAUUUGCAGCUCUCCUCGAAGUAUUGGACCCACAACAAAACAAAAACUUUUUGGAUCAUUAUAUGGAUAUCCCUUACGAUCUUUCAAAGGUUUUGUUCAUCUGCACUGCCAAUCUUACUCAUCCAAUCCCUGCUCCUCUCUUGGACAGAAUGGAUGUAAUGAGAUUAAAUGGUUAUAUUCAAGCUGAACAAAUUGAAAUUGCAAAUAAUUAUAUUGUACCAUCAGUAAAAUCUGAAACUGGUAUUGGUGAUGAUAAAUUAAUGAUAACAAAAGAAGCAAUUAAACAUUUAUGUGAAUAUUGGUGUAGAGAAUCAGGAGUUAGAAAUUUAAAGAAAAUGAUUGAAAGAAUGUUUAGAAAGGUUGCAUUUAAAUUGGCAUCGAAUCCAGAGUCAAAUGAACUCAUUACUAUUACACCAGAAAAUUUAGAAGAAUUUGCAGGUUUACCAAAAUAUAGAGUUAAAAAAUACUAUCAAACUCCUGUACCUGGUAUCGCUCUUGGUUUGGGUUGGUCUGAAAAUGGUGGUGUCCCACUCUAUGUUGAAAGUGUUGUCGAUCUCUAUCAACCAUCAGCAGGUCUAAGAGCAACAGGUUCACUUGGUGAUGUAAUGAAAGAAAGUAUUGAAAUUGGUUAUACCUAUGUUAAAAGAUAUUUAGAAUUAAAUGUUGAUCCAAAAAACAAAUUUUUUGAAAAGAAUGCAAUUCAUAUUCAUGCACCAGAAGGAGCAACACCAAAAGAUGGACCAAGUGCAGGUAUUACAAUGAUUACAUCAUUACUUUCACUUGCGACAGGUAAGCCAAUUCAACCAAAUUUGGCAAUGACAGGUGAAAUCACUCUAACAGGCAAGGUCAUUCCAGUUGGUGGUAUCACUGAGAAAUUGAUUGCUGCCAAGAGAGAAGGAGUCAAAAAGGUUGUCCUACCAAAAGACAAUAGAAAGGAAUUAGAAGAUAUCCCAGAAUUUGUAAAGGAAGGUUUACAAAUCUAUUUGGCCAAUUAUUACUCUGAAGUUGCCGAUGUUGCUUUUAAUGAAACUCCAACUCUUCAACCCGUCGAAAUUAAAACUAGAAAGUCAAUUGAUUAA
Molecule: messenger RNA, 3141 nt
Organism: Cavenderia fasciculata
Lineage: Eukaryota; Evosea; Eumycetozoa; Acytosteliales; Cavenderiaceae
Product: peptidase S16
Exons: 4
Coding region: 1-3141 (1046 amino acids)
Biological process (GO): mitochondrion organization; protein catabolic process; chaperone-mediated protein complex assembly
Cellular component (GO): mitochondrial matrix
Molecular function (GO): serine-type endopeptidase activity; single-stranded DNA binding; ATP-dependent peptidase activity
Source: RefSeq, a predicted model, not a curated record